CUCAGUCUCUCAAACACUGUGUCUCAGUGAAGGGGAUUCUCCGUAACCAGCUGUAGCUUAACGUGAUUUGUCACCACAGUCACUCUCUAUUCCCCGUGAGGAAACGGUCCUUUUUCUUCUAAUUAUUACCGCUUCAACAUUUAAUUUCUCCGCUGGCAUGUUGAAGCUGUCAAUCAAACCUGUGGAAGGUGCUCUCAAGCGGCACUGAGAGACAGAGAGAGUAGAAUAAGUUUUAGUCCAGCUCAAAAGGAACCUUUUUUUUCAGAUCUCGGAUUCAUUCACCUUUUGAUUGAGACUAUAUACUAUGGUAAAUUAAACUAUGAAGACAGUGGUGUUACGGCAAAGGAUUUUUCUUAGCCAAACUCAAGAUCCAGGAUUUUAUAUUUAUCUCAAUUGAAAUGCACAGGAUCACCAGGUUCAUUGAAGGAUCUGUGUGGACUUUUUUUGCUCUAGACAUACCUGCAGUAUAUGUGAAGUUGGGGGACCAGAGUGUGCUAGGUGAUGGUUCAACAGGCUAACGAAGCUAGAUGCUAAAUCUUUCUGUUCAGGCAUCCAGUCAGCUAACAAUCCAGCAGAUAACAAUCAAGCGAUGACCACGGUAUCCAUGGAGCCCCUGCUGGUCCUGAUGGAGCUGAUCCCCAACGCCACCGACCCGCCUUUAGACUCCACCCCUUCCUCUCCCGAAGACACCGCCGCCACCUUCACAAUAGGCUGUAUUCUCUCCCUCAUGUGUCUGGUCGGCGUCUCCGGAAACAUCUACACCCUCGUGGUCAUGUGUCAAUCCAUGCGUUUCGCGGCGUCCAUGUAUAUUUACAUCAUCAACUUAGCCCUGGCUGACCUCCUCUAUCUGUUGACCAUUCCGUUCGUGGUCUGCACGUACUUCCUGAAAGGUUGGUAUUUUGGCGAUGCUGGGUGCAGGAUUCUAAUCAGCAUGGAUUUUCUAACGAUGCACGCCAGCAUUUUCACGCUGACCAUCAUGAGCACGGAGAGAUACUUUGCCGUGCUGAAACCGCUGGACACAGUCAAGCGGUCCAAGAGCUACCGCAAAGCCAUUGCGGUGCUUGUAUGGGUGGCUUCCCUGGUCCUGACUUUACCCAUGAUUCUCAGUAUUCAGAUGAUGAAGGUGGGGAGCAAGGCCAUGUGCCAGCCGACUAUCUCACCGCUGUCCUAUAAGGUGUACAUCACCUUCCUGUUCUGUACCAGCAUUGUGGCUCCGGGGAUGAUCAUUGGCUUUCUCUACAUCGGGCUGGCUCGUACCUACUGGAUCUCACAGACAGAAACCUUCAAACAGACCAAGAAACUACCCAACCAAAAGGUCCUCUAUCUGAUCUUCACCAUUGUACUGCUGUUCUGGGCCUGUUUCCUGCCCUUCUGGAUCUGGCAGCUCCUCGGUCAGUUCCAGCCCUCCAUCCAUCUCUCCACCAAGUCCAAGCGCAACAUCAACUACUUGACCACCUGUCUCACCUACUCCAACAGCUGCAUCAACCCUUUCCUCUACACGCUGCUCACCAAGAACUACAAGGAGUACCUGCGGAAGCGCCAGCGCACCUGGACCGCGGGUAGCUACUUCAACCGAUGGAACCGGUUCCAGCGAUCACCCAGGAGGUCGCUGUCCUCCAGCAGCCAGCAGUGCACGGAGAGCUUCGUGCUCACGCACACGCCGUCUCUGCGCACCACGCACAACAGCAGCCUGUGAGGUAUAGGAGAAGAUGUUUCUGGUCUUGGUCUUAUCGUGACAUUAUCUCCACAUGUCUGCUACCCAUUUACGGUGACGUACAGAUGAUCGGAUCUUAACUUAAUCACAGAGAAUUUUGCUGAUGCACCAGGAAAUUCAAAUUAGCCUCGUGAUUGGCUGAAAAUGAGCAGUUCUCUUUCUCUCCACGCGGGGCAGUUGAGUCAUUGGGAUCAGGGCUUGCUAUCAAAAUUACGUUAUCUCUCACUCGCUCAAACUCUAGGCUUAGGUCUCAUUGCUUCAAUAUUAAAAUGUAAAAAAGGUAUCUGAAAUGCAGCCAUACACAUCAACAACUGUUGUUUUAUACAGCUUUAUAACACAAGAUAGAUAUUGCUCUCCAUUAGGCUACGACAUACACGUGUCUAGUGUAUCCGAAAGAUACAAAUGAACUCAGCCGUGGCCUGGUCUAGAGGUUAAGGUUGCUGCCUUCAGUAUACAGGUUUUCCAUGUCGAUUCUGGCCCAUUCCCUUCUGGUAGAAAUAACUCGAACCCCCAAAUACCUUGAUGUAGUGACAUAUUUCGAAUAUGGACAGUCCAGGGUUAUUUUCAACAACAACACAAUUGUCAUGUGCGGCGAAUACAAAAGGUUUAGACAUUACCGUGAAAUGAUUACCUGUGAGCCCUUUCCGAAUUAUGCAGAGUUAAAAAGUAAGAAUAAAUGUGUUUUGCAAAUGAGCUCUAAAAAUAUAUAUAUAAUAUCACCUAUAAAAUAACAAUAAUGAGUACCGGUACCGAGUCAAUGUGCAGAGGAAUGAGGUAGUUGAGGUAAUAUGUACAUGUAGGUAGGGGGAAAAGUGACUGGGCAAUCAGGAUAGAUAAUAAACAGAAUAGCAGCAGCGUCUUUGAAGAGUGUGAAAGAGUGUCUAUGAGUAAAUGUGGGUGGCAUCAAUAUUCAUGUGUGUGAGCCAACAGUUGAAGUCGGAAGUUUACACCUGAGCCAAAUAAAUAAACACUCAGUUUUUCACAAUUCCUGACAUUUAAUCCUAGUAAAAAUUCCCUGUCUUAGGUCAGUUAGGAUCAACACUUUAUUUAAGAAUGUGAAAUAAUAAUAAUAACAGAGAGAAUGAUUUAUUUCAACUUUUAUAUCUUUCAUCACAUUCUCAGUGGAUCAGAAGUUUACAUACACUCAAUUCAUAUUUGGUAGCAUUGCCUUUAAAUUGUUUAACUUGGGUCAAACGUUUUGGGUAGCCUUCCACAAGCUUCCCACAAUAAAUUGGGUGAAUUUUGGCCCAUUCCUCCUGACAGAGCUGGUGUAACUGAGUCAGGAUUGUAGGCCUCCUUGCUUGCACACUCUUUUUCUUUUUUCAGUUCUACAUUUGCUAUAGGAUUGAGGUCAGGGCUUGUGAUGGCCACUCCAAUACCUUGACUUUGUUGUCCUUAAGCCAUUUUGACACAACUUUGGAAGUAUGCUUGGGGUCAUUGUCCAUUUUGAAGACCCAUUUGCGACCAAGCUUUAACUUCCUGACUGAUGUCUUGAGAUGUUGCUUCAAUAUAUCAACAUCAUUUUCCUGCCUCGUGAUUCCAUCUAUUAUGUGAAGUGCACCAGUCCCUUAUGCAGCUAAGCACCCCCACAACAUUAUGCUGCCACCCCCGUGCUUCACAGUUGGGAUGGUGUUCUUCGGCUUGCAAGCCUCCCCUUUUUCCUCCAAACAUAACGAUGGCUAUUAUGGCCAAAGAGUUAUAUUUUUGUUUCAUCAGACUAGAGGACAUUUCUCCAAAAUGUACGAUCUUUGUCCCCAUGUGCAGUUGCAAACCGUAGUCUGGCUUUUUUUAUGGUGGUUUUGGAGCAGUGGCUUCUUCCUUGCUGAGCGGCCUGUCUGGUUAUGUCAAUAUAGGACUCAUUUUACUGUGGAAAAAAUAUGCUUUUGUACCUGUUUCCUCCAGCAUCUUCACAAGGUUCUUUGCUGCUGUUCUGGGUUGAUUUACACUUUUUGCACCAAGUACGUUCAUCUCUAGGAGACAGAACGCGUCUCCUUCCUGAGCGGUAUGACGGUUGCGUGGUCCCAUGGUGUUUAUACUUGCGUACUAUUGUUUGUCCAGAUGAACGUGAUACCUUCAGGCGUUUGGAAAUUGCUCCCAAGGAUGAACCAGACUCGUGGAGUUCUACACAUUUUUUUCUGAGGUCUUGGCUGAUUUCUUGGCUGAUCAUUUUCCCAUGAUGUCAAGCAAAAGGGCACUGAGUUUAAAGGUAGGCCUUGAAAUACAUCCACAGGUGCACGUCCAAUUGACUAAAAUUAUGUAAUUUAGCCUAUCAGAAGCUUCUAGAGCCAUGAGCCAUUUUCUGGAAUUUUCCAAGCUGUUUAAUGGCACAGUGAACUUAGUUUAUGUAAACUUUUGACCCACUGGAAUUGUUUUGCAGUGAAUUAUAAGUGAAAUAAUCUGUCUGUAAACAAUUGUUGGAAAAAUGACUUUGUGUCCAACACAAAGUAGAUGUCCUAACCGACUUGCCAAAACUAUAGUUUGUUAAGAAGAAAUUUGUGGAGUAGUUGAAAAAAUAUUUUUAAUGACUCCAACCGAAGUCAAUGUCCUAAACGUCCUACUUCAACUGUAUGUAGAGUGUGAAUGUGUGUGUUGGAGUGUCAGUGUAGUAUGUGUGACUAUGUGGGUAGAGUCCAGUGAGUGUGCAUAGAGCCAGUGAGUGUGCAUAGACCCAGUGAGUGUGCAUAGAGCCAGUGAGUGUGCAUAGAGCCAGUGAGUGUGCAUAGACCCAGUGAGUGUGCAUAGAGCCAGUGAGUGUGCAUAGAGCCAGUGAGUGUGCAUAGAGCCAGUGAGUGUGCAUAGAGCCAGUGAGUGUGCAUAGAGCCAGUGAGUGUGGAUAGAGCCAGUGAGUGUGCAUAGAGCCAGUGAGUGUGCAUAGAGCCAGUGAGUGUGCAUAGAGCCAGUGCAUUGCAAAAUCAACAAAGGAGGUCAAUACCAGUCUUCUGGCUUGGGGUUAGAAGCCGUUCUGGAGCCUUUUGGUCCCAGACUUGGCUCUCCUGUGCCGAUUGCUAUGUGGGAACAGAGUAUGACUUGUUGGUGAUGUACUGGACUGUACGCACUACCCUGUGUAUUGCCAUACCAAACGGUGAUGCAGCCAGUCAAGAUGCUCUCAGUGGUGCAGCUGUAUUCCUUGUUGAGGAUCAUGCCAGAUCUUUUCAGCUUCCUGAGGGGGAAGAGGCGUUGUCAUGCCCUCUUCACGACUGUGUUGGUGUGUUUGGACCAUGAUAGGUCCUUAGUGAUGUGGACACCGAGGAACUUAAAGCUCUUGACACGCUCCAACACAGCCCCGUCAUUGUGGAUGGGGGCGUGCUCGGCCCUCCAUUUCCUAUAGUCCACGGUCAGCUCCUUUGUCUUGCUGAAGUUGAGGGAGAGGUUGUUGUACUGGCACCACCCGGCCAGGUCUCUGACCUCCUCCCUAUAGGCUGUCUCGUCGUUGUCGGUGAUAAGGCCUACCACCGUUGUGUCGUCGGCAAACUUAAUGAUGGUGCUGGGGUAGUGGGUGAACAGGGUGUAAAGGAGGGAAAUAAGCACACACCCCUGUAGGGCCCCGUGUUGAGGAACAUCCUGGCGAAUGUGUUGUUGCCUACUCUCACCACCUGGGGACGGACUGUCAGGAAGUCCAGGUUCCUGUUGCAGAGGGAGGUGUUCAGUCCCAGGGUCCUUAGUUUAGUGAUAAGCUUGGAGGGCACUAUGGUGUUGAGCGGUAGUCAAUGCACAUAAUUAUGCUUUAAUAUUGCAGAUAAAUCUGCAUCAUAUCCAAUCGCCCAUAUAUAUAUAUAUAUAUAUGUAUAUGUUUUGUAAAUAUAUAAAAUAUAUAUUUAUUUCCUCCUAACCUUACCACGCCUCCCCUAUAUGGAGUAAACUAAUGGACAACAGCACUUAGGCUUCUACUUCCAGCUUAUACAUACUAUAUACAUUUUACGGACACAGUAUAUUUUACAAUUCUAUUUGCCAUAUAUUUUUCAACUGUGCUGUGAUGUUUCAAAAAAGUUCUGAACAUUUCUAUUCUCAUAGUUUCCACAGAUAGUAAAUAAAAGAUAAAUAUUUUUGCUAAGAGUGUUAUUAUAUGAUUGAUCAAUUGACUAUGACUUUUUAAAUCACACAGCAGUGCUAAUUGCAGAGUUAGAUCCAUGUACAUUUUUCAAUUCUUCAGCCAUUCCUGUAACCAAAAACAAGCUACUUAUGGACAAUACCAAAACAAAUUAUCUAAUGAUUCUGUCUCUUUGCAGCAGAAUAUGCAGAGGUGGGAUGGUUGAAUCCCUCAUAUAUAUAAAUAUAUAUAAAACAUCCUAUUGGUUGCAAGAAUUUUGUAUAGUAAUUUAAAUUAUGUAUCAGUUCAUAAACCAUGUGCCAUGGAAUCGGUACUUCGAAAAUAUUUUCCCAAAUAUUUAGCAAUCUAUAUGGCACAACUGUACAUUGUUUGGUCCUUAAAUGAAGCUGGUAUACUUUGUUAUUUAUCACAAUUUUAUUUAACCAAUUUUGGUCUUCAAUGCAUGGCAGACAGACAAGUUCCUUACUUUCUCCCCCUUCCACUUGCCUCUUCCAUUUUUCCAUUAUCAUCUUUGUUUUUGUUUUGUAUUGAUUAUUAUAUUUGAGUUCAACCAUAAUAUUUGUUGUAAUAUUUAUUGUAAUAUUUAUUCUCUUUUCUGGUGGAUUAAACUGAAAUUGCAACCAA
Messenger RNA from Salvelinus fontinalis (brook trout), 6386 nucleotides. Its product is annotated as urotensin-2 receptor-like. The transcript has 3 exons. Bases 590 to 1696 code for a protein of 368 amino acids. The record is from RefSeq and is a predicted model, not a curated record. Gene Ontology annotation, molecular function: urotensin II receptor activity. Gene Ontology annotation, cellular component: membrane. Gene Ontology annotation, biological process: neuropeptide signaling pathway; regulation of blood pressure; blood vessel diameter maintenance. NCBI's taxonomy places the organism in Eukaryota, Metazoa, Chordata, Actinopteri, Salmoniformes, Salmonidae.